Molecule: messenger RNA, 5281 nt
Organism: Vicia villosa (hairy vetch)
Lineage: Eukaryota; Viridiplantae; Streptophyta; Magnoliopsida; Fabales; Fabaceae
Product: putative disease resistance RPP13-like protein 1
Exons: 5
Coding region: 370-4137 (1255 amino acids)
Biological process (GO): defense response to other organism
Molecular function (GO): ADP binding; protein binding
Source: RefSeq, a predicted model, not a curated record
CCCUCAAAAAUGUGAACACAAUCUUUUUCUUUUUGACUAUUGACUAUUGAGAAGCAAGAAAAGAAGAGGAAGUUUCCAUGUAAUUAUUAUUGUUGACUCUAGGUUGUAGCUUUUUCUUCUAUACGCUGCAACAACUUAAUAAGUUGCAUUUUCUUCUAUAAGUUGCAAUAACUUAGUAAUUCUUGUAGUCUUACUAUUAUUGAGUAUCAAUCAUUAGGCAGUAAUAAAAAAGUAGUGGACACAAUCAAUUCACCAUCCAAAAAGUAGUUGAAAUAACUUUCUAUAAUAACUCUUGUGAACCUGCAUUUCCUUCUUCUACGUUGCAUUUUCUGAAUCCAAUCUUACUAUCUUACUUUGCUGAACUAAGUCAUGGCGGCUAUUGUUGGAGGAGCACUUCUUGCAGCUGCGAUGGAGAUGUUGGUGAAAAAGAUUGUUUCUCGUGAAUUUGUUGCUUUAUUACGGAGGACUGAGCGUGACGAUGAGUUGUUGGAAAAGCUGAAGAUAACACUGCUGAGUCUUCAAUCUGUACUUUAUGAUGCUGAGGACAAACAGAUCACUAAUCCUGCAGUCAAGGAGUGGCUGAACAGGCUGCAAGAUGCUGUCUUUCAAGUUGACGAUUUGUUUGACGAAAUCAACACCGAGGCUUUAAGGCACCAAGUGGAAGCUGGCCAGGUUCUUAAAAAACUUUCUUCUCCUUUUAAAAGGUUCAAUAAAAAGAUCAAUUCUAAACUGACAAAGUUAUUUAAAAAACUAGAACAAUUGAGAGACCAAAAUCUUGGAUUGAGAGGUGAUUCCAACUGUGUUUGGAAUGUAACUCCUACAAGUUCGGUUUUGGGAGAUGAAUCUGCUAUUUAUGGCAGAGAUGAUGACAAAAAUAAACUUAAAGAGCUUUUGCUGUCAGAGGAUGGUUGUGAUAGUGAAAAUAAAAUAGGAGUGAUUUCCAUUGUGGGUAUGGGAGGGUUAGGAAAAUCAACAUUAGCUAAACUCCUUUACAAUGACACAGUAGUGAAGGAUACAUUUAAGGUGAGAGGAUGGUCACAUAUUCCAAAAGUUAUGGAUGUUGUCACUGUCACUAAAACCAUUCUUGAAUCUGUCACUGCAGAAACAAUUGCUGAGACUAACUUUGUUAAACUCCAAGAAAAAUUGCAGCAAACUUUAAGUGGCAAAAUGUUCUUGUUAGUAUUGGAUGAUAUGUCGCAUGAAAACUAUGUUGAUUGGAAUAGUCUAAGUGAUAUCUUUAAUGUUGGGCAAAUAGGAAGUAAGGUCAUCAUCACAGGUCGAGAUGAAAGAGUUGCACUACCCACUUUAAAAUCUCUCUAUGUCCACCGUUUAAGCUCUUUGGAAACUGAAGAUUCCUGGUCUUUAUUAGCCAGACAUGCAUUUGUAGAAAGAAACUACCAACAAUACCCUGAUCUAGAAGAAAUUGGUAGAGAAAUUGCAAAAAAAUGUGGCGGUUUACCAUUAGCUGCAAUAGCACUUGGGGGUAUUCUCCGGUUCAUGUCACCCGAUCGUUGGAGUGAUGUGUUAAACAAUAGUAUCUGGGAACAGACAAAUGAUGCGGUGCAGCCAGCUCUCCUAUUGAGCUAUCGUUAUCUUCCAACUUCUUUAAAAGGAUGCUUUGCUUAUUGUUCAAUUUUUCCAAAGAAUUCAAUCUUAGUGAAAAGGAUGGUGGUUCAGUUGUGGAUUGCAGAAGACUUAAUACCUCAGCAGAAUAGUGAGAAAAGUUGGGAAAAAGUAGCUGAAGAAUACUUUGAUGAACUAGUUUCGAGGUCUCUUAUACUUCAACGGUCCAUUGAUGAUAAGUCAAAAGAGUUCACUGGUGAUGAAACAGCAUGCUUUGAAAUGCACGACCUCAUCAAUGAUUUGGCUAUGACAGUUUCAUCUCCAUUUUGCUCUAGGUUGGACAAACAUAAGCCAGAUGAAAGAGUAGAUGAAAGGGUGCGUCACUUGUCAUAUGAUAGAUUAGAAUAUAACUCAUCCGAUAAAUUUGAUCUAUUGCAUGGGUUAAAAGGUCUACGAACUUUUCUACCUAUGCCAUUGCAAGUUUCAUGGGAGUAUUCUAAUUCCGUGUUGUCGAAAUUAUUUUCUGACUUGUUGUCGAACAUGACUCAAUUACACGUGUUGUCACUUUCUCACUUUGAAAAUUUCACUGAAUUGCCCAUCUCUAUUGGAAAAUUGAUCUAUCUGCGAUACUUGAAUCUCUCUAGCACUCGAAUUAAAAGAUUGCCUUCAGAAACAUGCAAGCUUUACAAUUUGCAGACGUUGUUGUUGUCAAGAUGCAAGGAACUCACUGAAUUGCCAAAGGACAUGGGGAAAUUGGUGAAACUACGCCACCUUGACAUCAGCGGCACUAAAUUGAAGAGAAUGCCGGCACAAAUGUCCAAAUUAAAAAAUCUACAUACAUUGUCUGACUUUAUUGUGAGUAGCGUUAAGGACUUUGGAUUGAAGAUUGGAGAUCUUGGAAAAUAUCCCUAUCUACGAGGAAGCCUUUCCAUCUCACAACUUGAAAAUGUAAUUGACUCAUCCCAUGCUUUUGAAGCAAACUUGGAGAUGAAAAAAGAAAUUGAUGAGUUGGAACUAGGAUGGUCUUACACUGCUCCUUCAAACUCACAAAUACAAGUACUCGAACGGCUGCGUCCGUCAAAAAAUUUGAAGAGUUUGACCAUCUCUGGAUAUGGUGGAGACAAAUUAUCAAAUUGGGUGGGAGAUCCUUUAUUUGUAAACAUGGUGUGUUUGAAGAUCACAUGGUGUAAUAAAAUUUCAGUACUGCCAUCCCUGGGGAAACUAAGUAAUCUUAAAGAACUCUCAUUUGUAGGGAUGCAAUCAGUAAAGAGUGUCGAUACCAUGUUCUAUGGAAGUGGUUAUUCUUCAUUUCAACCAUUUAUCUCUUUAGAGACUCUAAGUUUUGAAGAUAUGGCAGAGUGGGAGGAAUGGAAAUUGAUUGGAGGUACAUCUAUAGAGUUUCCUAGUCUUAUACGUUUGUCUCUAAGUCGAUGUCCAAAACUGAAAGAAAACAUACCCGGCAACCUUCCUAAGCUUGAAAGUUUGUCACUUGAAAAUUGUCCCGAACUUAUAGGGAUGACACCCAACAAUCUUCCAUCUCUUGCCGUCCUUAGGUUAGAGGAUUGUCCCUUAUUGACGGGGUCAACACAUUCUAUUACAAACCCACCAUCAGACGUAAGCCAAUUGGUGAAUUGUCUCAAUUCUCUUCAAAAGUUGACCUUAUACAGAAUUCCAUCUCUAACAUCCUUUCCGAUAGACGGUCUUCCCAAAACCUUACGAUCUCUCUAUAUUGAUUAUUGUGAGAAUCUGGAGUUCUUUUCACAUAAAUCUUUUCACAAUUACUCAUUACUCGAGUAUUUGAAUAUAUCCAGUAGUUGUAAUUCAAUGACAUCAUUUAUCUUGGGCUCUCUCCCUGUCCUCAAAAGUCUAUAUAUUUACGGAUGUGAACAUUUAAAAUCCAUAUCCAUAGCAGAAGAUGCAUCGGAACAAAAUCUAGUGUUUCUUAGAACCAUCAUAAUAGAGAGUUGUAAUGAACUAGAGUCGGUUUCCUUAACUGGAUUGCCCAUUCCUAACCUCACUGAUUUAAGAGUGGAUUGGUGUGAGAAGUUAAGUUCUCUAUCUGAAUCUAUAAAGAAUCUAACUAGCCUUCAAGAAAUGACAAUUACUGGCCUUCCAAAUCUGCAAUCUUUUCCCAUAGAUGAUAUACCUAUCAAUUUGCGGGGACUGUCGGUCGGCAAAGUUGGAGGGAUUUUGUGGAAUUCAACUUGGGAACAUCUCACUUCUCUUUCAAAGCUGGAUAUUGAGGGAGAUGAUAUUGUGAAGGGGCUGAUGAAAAGGAAAGUUCCGUUUCUACCCACUAAUCUUGUUUCCUUAGGGAUCUUUCGUCUUGAAGAUAUAGAAUGCUUGGAUGGGAAGUGGCUUCAACAUCUCUCCACUCUCCAUAAACUUGAGAUUUGUAACUCACCCAAUCUCAAGUCAUUGCCAGAAAAGGGGGAAUUGCCUUCCUCUCUUAAAGAACUAUAUAUCAAUUUUUGUCCGUUGUUGAAAGAAAAUUUGCGGAGGAAGAAAGGGAAAGAGUGGCUUAAGAUUUGUCACAUUCCCAAAAUAUUUAUAAACUGGAAAAUCAUCGAAUGAGUUGUUACAUCAAGGUUUUGGUUUCAUUUGGGGUUCAAAUUGAAAUUAAAUGCUGAAAAGGAUUGACAAUUCCAACAAGAUACAAGUCACAUUCUGAAAGAGGAUAUCAUAAAUGGGUUGCUCAACAAGUCUAAAAUUGUUGAUUCAAAGAUGAAGGAGAUUCAAAGAGAAGAAACAACAAAACAAGAGACAACAAUUGAAAGAAAGGUUUUAUGAGCUUGGAAUAGUAUGGAUGUCACAAACAAACAAUAUUGCAAGAAAGUGUUUGUAUCUCCUCUGAGGCAUUUAACCAAAUGUUUCACUCUCCAAGGCUACAACAUGGCUGUGACUAUUUUUUUAAGAAGAUAUCAAUUUCCAUUUGAUGUAUAUUUGUUUACACAAGUUCCAUGUGUUGUUAAAGCCAAAAUGAAGACUAUUGCCACUAGUGCAAGUAAUACAUGAGGGUCGGGAAGUGCCUAGUAAUUUUUAUGAAUUUUUUCCAAUACAACAAUAAUUAUGACUUUUUAUCCCUUCCUCAUUUUUUCAUGAGUUGUCUCUACUUUAAGUUUAUAUAUUAUAUGUUACUAUUACUUAUUGCAAAUUUAUCUUCUGUUUUUUUUUUCAGAUUUUGGAAAGGCGUUUGAUAAAAAUAUGUUGGAUUUUGGCAUCUCUUGUAGUAGGAAGGAGUUUGCUAAAGAGAUGAUGAUUUUGGCACAUAAAUCUUGAGAAUGAUCAUGAUCCCCUAUUUGCGAUUGUGGACUUUGGGAGAUGCUCUCAGACAAUAUUUGCUUGCUGCUUGGGAAUUUGUUGUAUUAUCAUGUAGUCACACCUAUGUCGGCCGUAAUGAUGAUCUCAAAAAGGAACAAUGGCUUUCAUGUAGGAAUUAUACAUUGGUAGGUGUUCCCUGUAACUUCAGUUUUGAUAGUUCAUUCAUGCUUUAUGAAAUGGACGACCAUUGUGGAAUGAGAGUUGCAGAGACUAAUGACCAUGGCGUUACUAUAGAAGUUGUUAGGCUAUAUGUUAGGGAAGAAAAUAUUUGCAUGGUUCAACAGUUUGGUUGCAUGCAGCUUCAUUAAGUUUGUAAAUCAAAGCCUAUAUAAAGGCAUCCAAGCUAUGCUUUGUAUAUUAUUAGGUUUGUAAAAUCAAAUACUAGUGAGAAAUUUCA